UCGCCUCCUCUCGAUGUGCGGCUCCAUCCUCUUCAACGAGAAAUAGGAUACACCAAAAGAAAAAGGGUCCAAACCUGUCUUAUAGAGGCGGGAGUGUGGAGAUUGUCGAGAGGCAAAAGGAGGAAUACUAAGAUACCCACUAAGAUUGCAAUGUCACAUAGACGUGCCGCUACACUAGAGGAUCCUGUUGAGCAUGGGAGGAUGCGUGAGCCACCACGUACAUGGUAUCUGAUUGGCAACAACCUCAACUCUUCCUCCCAAGGCGAGACUAGAUCACUUUCAGAUGGCUCAUCAUCGGAUGUUGGUAACUCUUCAACACAAACCCGAGGGAGAGGUCCCUCAUUGAUGAAUGCAUCAUGGAGUACGGGUAAUAACCCAAUAAAGAUUGUACUAAAUGGUAGGGGACAACCUGUAAUGCCUGAAGCAUCUUCUCUUGCCACUAAUUUGGGGGUGUUGGCGAGGGAUGGUUCCCUUCUACCAUUGCACUAUACGGAUUGGCGAUACGUCCCUGCGCACUAUAAGAAGAGAGUAUGGGAAGAAAUCAAGGCUCAUACAGAUGCAAAUGAUUCUAUGGAGAGGUGGUUCAUGCAAUCUCUUGGAAGGAAAUGGCAAGGAUGGAAAUGUGAAGCCAAAAAACAAGGAUACACGCCAUAUAAUAAUGAUGCAGACAGAAUAGCUCAUAGGCCUAGUAGAGUUACGGAGGAGCAGUGGCGGUGUCUGGUGUAUUAUUGGAAUGACAGAGAUGUAAAGGAGAAGAGUAUAAACAAUAAGGGUUACAGGUCCCAACAAAAAUUACUACACACAAGCGGGCGGACACCACAUUAUUUGGUUGACCAGAAGGACAAGGAUGGCGGAAAAAACCCUACGCGUAUUGAUACAUUUAUCAAAACACAUACUCGAAAAGGUGGUGGAGUAGUUAAUGAAGAAACUUCUGCUAUCGUUAACAAAUUGAAAGCGUUGCGAUGCCAAGAUGGGUCUAGUUCACAUCCCAUGUCAGAGGGUGUGAUUUUCAGUCAAGUUAUAGGACCUGAGCGACCCGGGCGUACUCGAGGGCUAGGCUUAGGAGCAACUAAGAGUAAGUUGCUUGGUGCAAAGAAUAAUGAUCAAGCACCAUCCCAAUCCUCCACCGAACGUGAUCGAGAGUUUAUGAAGAUGAAAUCCAAAGUGCAAAAGAUGAAAAGGUUCUUAGAAGCUAUGGGUUACACAGAUGACACAGAUGACGAUUCAGAUGAGUUCAAUGAGGCACCCAACGAGAAUCAUCCGGAUGCCUCUAGCGCGCACCGCGAAAUGACAAUUGACAAUAACCAAGCAGGUCCAGAAGAGACAAAUCUGGCACACCGGUCGCAGCCGGAACCAACUCCAUUUCCACGACCGAAUCAACAGGCUGAUUCUCAUCAUCAGUGCGAGCCGGGAUCUACGGUUGCUGCUGACCUCGCCAUGUGGAAGCAAGCUGAGGCAAGUCGAGAUGCUCGCAAGUUUGUGAUUGUCUCUUUGUCUAGCUGGGGUUUGCUCUUCUUUGGGGGGUACAAGUUCUUCACCGGAGGCAAAAAAAACAAGAGGUAGUGUUCUAUGAUCUUC
Molecule: messenger RNA, 1578 nt
Organism: Rhododendron vialii
Lineage: Eukaryota; Viridiplantae; Streptophyta; Magnoliopsida; Ericales; Ericaceae
Exons: 11
Coding region: 151-1563 (470 amino acids)
Source: RefSeq, a predicted model, not a curated record